UGUCAAUGUUAGUCAAACCACAGAAUAAGUUAAACAGUGAAUAUUUGAUCUGUGGUUUGUUUGAAAAUAUUAUUUGUUUUUGUGUUCCACUGUAAUAAUUAAAUAGGUGAUGAUUAUAAUAUACAAAAAAUGAGUGAUUUAGCAAAUGCUACUGAGGCGGCGUCCCUUGCUGUCCGUUUUGACCAAAUGAAGGAGACUGAUAAGGCUGUAGAAUGCUAUCGAAGUGCCGCUCGUUUCUUGGACAGAGCUCUAAUAAGCAACCUCAUACCACCGGAACGAAGAUCUAGCUUUAGAGACAAAGUACUAGAGUAUCUCGAGAGAGCGACUGCUCUGCAGGAACACAAAGAUAGAACACACCAAAAAGAGAGUGAAAGGGUGAUGCAGCAAUGCUAUUUCCUGAUGCAACAGGCUCUGGAUGCUGAUGAAUCUAAUAUUAAAGACUUGGCAUUACAGUUGUACACAAAAGCCGUUGAAAUGGCUGUUGGUAUUAAAACAAUUGACCCAGAGAAGAGGGAAGAAUUAAACUCAUUAGCUAAACAAGCUCUGAGCAGGGCUGAGGAAUUGAAAGGGAUUAAUAUCAGUAACCUUUCAUUAAAUGAACAGAAGAAACCGGUUGCAACACCAAGUAAAGCACACUUACAAAGGGAGCAGAGUGUAGUACAGUUAAGAGUUAGCGGAAAGUACACAUACACAGCUGAAGAGAAGGAAGUACUUCGUGACACCUCAAAUAUUAAUAAUAACUGCUUCUUACCAUUCAUGGAUAUUGAUUUGUCAGAAAGGUUUCAAUAUGCGAUCCCGUUUGAAGACCGCGCAAGCGAGCUGAAGUUAUCUGUAAAGCAGGAACGCGAGUUCGACUGUUGGGUUCGCCCCCACGAGAUAUGUGCGGACCCGAAGCUGAUAGUCAAUAAUCACCUAGAUUGCUUCAGUAUUAAACAAACUAUAGUGUCAGACUGUUCGUUUGUUGCGUCGCUCGCCGUCAGUGCCUUAUACGAGCGAAGGUUUAACAAGAAAAUCAUAAGCAAUAUUAUCUAUCCGAGGAACAAGAACAAACUGCCUGUGUACAAUCCAUUCGGGAAAUAUAUGGUGAAACUGCACCUUAAUGGUGUGAGGAGAAAGGUGAUAAUAGACGACAGGUUACCGUACAGCAAAUACGGGCGGCUCUUGUGUUCGUAUUCAAGCAACAAGAACGAAUUUUGGGUGUCGAUGCUCGAGAAGGCGUAUAUGAAGGUCAUGGGUGGCUACGAUUUCCCAGGGUCUAACAGUAACAUUGAUCUGCACGCGCUAACCGGCUGGAUACCGGAACGUUGCGCCAUCCGUCCGGGUGAAGCGGACUUCAAUAGCGAUGCGUUAUACGAGAAGAUACGGAGCCGGCUCGAGUCAGGCGACGUGCUGGCCACCGUCGCCACUGGAGCUCUAGACGACGCGGAAGCAGAGAGGACCGGUCUAGUCGCCACUCAUGCAUAUGCUGUACUUGACGUCAGGGUCGCAGAGGGAGUAAAACUUCUCAAGCUGAAGAAUCCCUGGUCACACUUACGCUGGCGAGGGAACUACUCGGAGCUGGACACGGUGCACUGGACGCCCAGUCUCCGGGGGCUUCUCAACUACGACCCGGACAGCGCGGCGCAGUACGACAACGGCGUCUUCUGGAUCGACUACGCCAGUAUACUUAAGUUCUUCGACGUGUUCUACCUAAACUGGAACCCGGAGUUGUUCAAGUUUACAUAUUGCAUACACCAGAAAUGGGACGCGGGCAGCGGUCCCACCAAGGACAUGUACACAGUGGGCGAGAACCCACAGUUUUCGCUGCACGUGCAAGGCAAAGGCGCUGUGUGGCUGCUGCUCACGCGGCACAUCACCCAGAUAGACGACUUCAAGGACAACAGGGAAUAUAUCACGCUGCUAGUGUACAAGAACAACGGGAAAAGGGUGUAUUACAGGCAAGAGCCACCGCCGUACAUUGACGGUGUACCGAUCAACAGUCCGCACUACUUGUGCAAGAUCAUAGUGGGCGAGCGCGGCUGCGACCGGUACACGCUCGUGGUGUCACAGUAUGAGAAGAGCCGCACCAUCUACUAUUCGCUACGAGCGUACGCGACCUGCCCCUUCGCACUCAACAAGCUCGAGCCGUACCCGUAUCUCACUACUUUAAAAGGCGAAUGGUCAGGCCGCAACGCUGGCGGUUCCGAGAACCAUCCGCAGACGUAUCCCCACAAUCCCAAGUUUGUCCUCACGAUACCGGACAGCGUCACUCCGAGCGGCAUGGUGGUAGAACUGAGGGGACCAAAGCAGUACAAUAUCGGAAUCGACGUUACUGUUGAAUCGUUAACUGAUCCCACUGUCACUGCGCCGUUUAGGAAGGAGUCUUCAGGGGCUUACAGAUCAGGAUUUGCGGUUCUCGACCUGCCCAGCUUGCCAGCUGGACGCUACGUUCUCACUUUAAGCACGUUCUAUCCAGCGCAAGAAGGACCAUUCAUAAUAAACAUAAGGUCAACCUGUAAAUUGACUUAUGAGGCACGCAACUAGAGAGUUACCCGCAGAAGGGAACAGGCUUGUUUAUUGAGAUCUGUCCAUUAGUGUAGAGAGUUUUACUAUGACGUUACAUAGGUAUUGUAGAUUUUUAAGUCAGUUUUUAGCUCGAAAUUUAUAUAUAAUUGGCAGUGACAUUUAGUAUUUAACAAUGUUUAUAUCUAUCUACACAUCAAUCAUAGGCUGUAUGCGUUUAGUUCCUUAUCCUUUAUCAAGGGGAUAAAUGAAUUAAAAAAAGUAAAUAUAUCUAUGAGAUUUUGGCGCGAAGUUGUUUUCUAAAUUUAAAGUAUAGUCGCCAGUAUUGUGUAUAGUAAUAAAAGCAUAUGUAGAUUUUAUUUGAAAGCGUUAGAAAAAUGUUAACUUUGCCGUGGCUAAAUGUUAGGCAAGUAUUUAUAUGUAGUUAUUGUAGACGCCAGCCAUGUGAAUACUCAAUACUUGUAAACAAUUUGUAUUUUUUUUUUCAAUUUAGAUGUUUUGAUUUGAAGAUGUAAUGAACUAAAUUGUAAUGAACAAUUUGUUUCUUAUGUGUGGUAUUGUAUAAAUGAAUAAGCGUUGCUUUUAUACUUAAUGUGCGCUGUGUUGACUCUGAGUUUAUGAUUUAUUUAAUACAAAAAAUAGACAUAAAAUUAAGUUCCAAUUUAUUUUAUUAUUGGCCUGCUGUUUCAUACAUAAUGUAUAAUUUCGUCCAUACCUUUAUCUCUUAAUAUGUGUAUAUACACAUAUUAGGCAGAAAAAUUUAAUUUGUCAAAUAUUUUUAUCAUUAUUAAUAUAUUUAGCCAAAUAUGUUAAAUAGAUAUCAGUUUUUCUAUUGUUAAUAGAUUUUUAGUUAAAUAAUUAUAUAUAUAAAUGUCAUUAUGUGCCUUUAUGGUGUUUAUUUAUAAUAAACCUUAUAUAUAUAUAUAUAUUUUAAAAUACAUACCAUGACUUACGCUUUUUUCCUAUUUGUAUUAAUUCUACUAAUAUUAGAAAUGUGAAAGUUUUUAAAGUUGUUUCGAUUAUUGUAAUUCAUUCACGUUUAAACAGCUAAAUGGAUUUGAAUGACAUUUAGUACAUGUAUAGACCAUACCUUAGAUUAACAUAUAGAACAAUGUUUCUGCUAAUUAUUUAGGCAAUGUCGCAGGGUACGCCUAGAUUUAUAAAUAAUUGAGUUUGUGUAAAUAUUUGUUUGUUUUAAUCAAUGACAUCGUUUAUUGCUGUUAAUAGGCAAGUAAUUUAUUUUUUUACUUUUAAAGAUUACAAUAGAAAGUACCAGGGCAGCAUAAAUGUAUAGGAGUUAUAAAAUACUAAAAUAUAUAAUAUUCCUUUCGAGUUGCGUGUUUCAAAUGUCACACAUACUGUCGCUGUGAUAUUUUAGUUUGUAAGACACGAGAUCGUAUCUGUUGUGAAUUUAUUAAAAUGUUAAGUAUUUUUUUAUUGAAUUAUAUGUAAGUAAUAUAUUUUGCUAAUCAUGA
Messenger RNA from Galleria mellonella (greater wax moth), 3977 nucleotides. Its product is annotated as calpain-7-like. Lineage: Eukaryota; Metazoa; Arthropoda; Insecta; Lepidoptera; Pyralidae. The transcript has 13 exons. Bases 130 to 2523 code for a protein of 797 amino acids. Gene Ontology annotation, biological process: proteolysis. Gene Ontology annotation, molecular function: calcium-dependent cysteine-type endopeptidase activity. The record is from RefSeq and is a predicted model, not a curated record.